CGAGAAUAGGGGCGAGAAUUAGCGAGUUGUCAACAUUAUUCUACAACUUGUUUUCUGUUGAAGAUUGCUACGAACUACAGCCAAAAUGCCUGAAAGGCCGGAGAUGGAGCGGAUGGACAGCUUCUCCAAUCCGAUAGCUCCACCAGAAGUAAUGAUAGAAGACCUGGAGGGAGAUGACCAUCACCAGCUAAGUAAUGCAGAUUUCCGGAAGCUUCUGAUGACUCCGAGGGCUCCCAAACCUGGAAGUUCUUCUCAACCAAAAUCAUCAGUACCUCAAAGACAACAAAGUGAGGCAAAUAUAGAAGAUGGUGACGAUCCAGCUGAAAGAAGAAGGAAAAAGAAAAUCUACUAUGCCAAGCUUAAGAGGCUUGAAGAAGAGCGACAGAAAGAGUUGGCGGAGAAGUAUCGAGAUCGUGCCCGGGAACGUCGAGACGGACAACACAGCGAGCAUGAUCAGGCUGAUACGAUCAGCACAACCGCUGACUACCGCGCAGUGGCACCAGAUGCUAAGAGUGUUGAGAAUCUUGCUGAGAGAAGGAAGCAGGUGAUCCAGGAGUCGAAAUACCUCGGUGGUGACAUGGAACACACUCACUUGGUGAAAGGUCUGGACUAUGCGUUGUUGGAGAAGGUGCGUGCAGAGAUCACAACUAAGGAGCGUGAAGAGGAACAGCAGAUGGAGGACAUGGUGGACUCUGUGAACCCCCCUUCCAAGGAGGAGAAAAAAGAAGACCCUGAGGAACAUAUGCAGUUCAAGACAAAGAUUGGCCGUAACAUAUUCCGUACGCUGUUCAAGCCGAAGGAGCUUUCCCGCAAUGAGCUGUUUAUGCCAGGACGGAUGGCAUACGUCGUCGACCUAGAGGAUGAAUUUGCAGAUUCCGAUGUACCCACCACAACCAUUCGUAGCAAAGCUGAUUGCCCAGCCAUGGAGACUACAGCGACCCUGACUACUAAUGACAUUGUGAUCAACAAGCUGACCCAGAUCCUCUCAUACCUACGACAAGGACGCAGGGAGAGCAAGAAACUCAAGAAACUUAAAGGAAAGUUAAGGGAAGCUGAAAAGAUGUCAAAAAUGCCUGGAGCAGAUGAUAAUAUCUACGCUGACCUUGCCGACUACAAUCCAUCAGUGGGUAAAGGCAAGGAUCGUCGAGACAGGAAGGAUCGGGACCGAGAUGACCGCCGAGAUCGAGACAGAGAUAGGGAAAGGGAUCGUCGUGACAGAGAUCGUGAUCGUGACAGACGUGACCGAGACCGCGAGAGGGAACGUGAACGUGGCAGGGAUGACAGGAAGAGGAAAUCCUACUUUGAAAAACCAGCAGAGGAGGAUGAGGAUCGUCAGCGGUCAAACCAGAAUGUGAAGGACUUGGUAAAAUCUGUGACAGACCGAUACAGAAGCUUUGCUGAAACAGAGGAGGAGAAAGAAAAGCAAGCCCAGCAGAAAGAGGAGGAGAGGCGACAGCGACUGCAGAAGAAGCUGGAGGAGGUUGGAUACGCCGAGUGUUACCCAGGGAUGAUGGAGACUGCAGACGCUAUGGAUGACUCUGAUGAUGAGGUGGACUAUACAAAGAUGGAUCAGGGGAACAAGAAGGGUCCAGUGGGCCGCUGGGACUUUGACACUCAGGAGGAGUACAGUGAAUACAUGUCCAACAAGGAAGCACUACCCAAGGCAGCUUUCCAGUAUGGUGUGAAGAUGUCAGAUGGCAGGAAGACCCGCAGGGCGGGGCCUAAAGAUGAGAAGGCUGAGCUUGAUCGCCAAUGGCAACAGAUCCAGAACAUUAUGAACAAGCGAAAGGGUGGGGACAGUGGCUUCAGGGAUGACUCUAAGAAAUCGAAAUACUGAGGGGUGGGGAAGGGACAUGUGCGAUGAGGGGUGGGGAAGGGACAUGUGUGAUUAGUUCUUUUUUGGAUGUUCUGUUGUUGUGGAAGUUUAUUAUCAUGGUAUCAUUUAAAGAGAUAAGGUGGUGAAAAAUCAAGGAAAACAUAUCUUUUCUGCAUUGAUGAAAAACAUGUUAGAAUUAAUUCUGAUAUCAAUUUUGUAGCUGCAAGCAGAUUUGUAUGUAAACAGUGGUUAAAGAACUGACUGAUUUUCUACAAAAAUGCUUGGAUUGUAAUGUACAGUUGGAUUGCCAGAUCAUCACCCCAUGUAGUUACAAAACAUAAGUAUAUGUCUGUAUGGUUUUCCUUGAUAUUACAGAAAGUACAAGCAUUUUGUCUAAAAAGAACCUGUAUCAUUCAUAAUUCAAAAUUGUGUGUGUAUUAUUCAAAUAGAACUGAAAAAUGAAGCUGUCAUUUAAUGGAGAUUUUGUAUCAUAGUUUGAAAUGCAUUCUUUGUAUGAGUCACUGUGUAAUAUCAGUAGUAGUAAGCAGUAUUACUACAUGUAUUUGUUGUUGAUCCAAUAAAUUAUGAAUUUUA
Messenger RNA from Mya arenaria, 2410 nucleotides. Its product is annotated as protein Red-like. The record is from RefSeq and is a predicted model, not a curated record. Gene Ontology annotation, cellular component: nucleus. The transcript has 15 exons. NCBI's taxonomy places the organism in Eukaryota, Metazoa, Mollusca, Bivalvia, Myida, Myidae. Gene Ontology annotation, biological process: mRNA splicing, via spliceosome. The coding region runs from base 86 to 1837 and encodes 583 amino acids.